Molecule: messenger RNA, 1020 nt
Organism: Dissoconium aciculare CBS 342.82
Lineage: Eukaryota; Fungi; Ascomycota; Dothideomycetes; Mycosphaerellales; Dissoconiaceae
Exons: 1
Coding region: 1-1020 (339 amino acids)
Source: RefSeq, a predicted model, not a curated record
AUGCCACCGCAUCGCGUGCAGCGAACGCCACGACCUAGAAAGGAACCGGUUCAUAAAACAUCACGGCGUGAACUCCAUGUGAUCCAGCGGGCCUUUCUCUGCGGCGCACUCCUCGGUGGCGCGUCACAGAAAGGACUCGCGCGAGACCAUGGGAUCUCUCAGGCUACCCUCUCACGGACAAUGACGCGCCUCAAAGCUCGCGCGGCGGAGCUCGGCAUCGAUGAACUCAACCUCUCGGACCCACGACUGAUCAAAGACGCGCCGAAACUGUUCGAGGAGCCCAGCCGGCGUGGAAGAAAAGAGCUGUUGACCCCGGAGCAGAGAGCUCUGGUGGUAUCGGUCGCCACCAAGGACAAAGAGGCCUUGAAGGCAAAGUCGAGCAAGUUUGUCGGCGUCAGGAAACUCCCGGAUGGAACUAUCGAGAGGACAAUGGACCCAGAGCUGGUCGCAUUGGGCCUGCCGCUGAUGUCGACCUCCACUUUCGAAGGCUGUAUGUACGAGGCAGGAUACGUGCGAACGAAAGACGGAUGGAAGAAGCAGGGAGGAAGCAAAGCGGGCAAAGCCGGGACAUCAUCAGGUGCAGGGCCGACGGAAGAGGACGAGGAAGAUCAGGAAAUGGCAGACGCACAGCUACAGGCUGAGAUCGAAGAAGACAGCCUACAGAACGAUUUGAACAAUGGUCCGCGGGAAUCCUUUGACAACCGCAACAUCGAUCUCGGUCUCCAGAACGCGCGGGAUCGUGGAGAUGCUGACGCAAGUGCGCUCGAGGGCCACCAGAUCCACCACGAUCCGCGACUGCUACACGAACACUCCAAACUUCCGCUAGAUCCUAGCUUGCAAGACGGCAGCCACCAUCCAUCUCAGCAGGAGCAACAACUACGGCAACAGCUGCAGAUGUCACACGCGGUCGUCCCGUCACCGUCCACUCUUCCACCUGGCACGUCGGCUCCGGCAUAUGCCAAUGCAGGGGCUUGGAAUACAGCACCGGAAACCACAAACUCUUUGCAAUUCGACCUCUGA